AUGAUGGACAAGCUACAGAGAGACGGAAAGAGCCUGAUGGCAUGGACACUGCUGUUUUACCUAGGCUCACAGGUGUGCUGUCAGCAGUGUGGCAGCCCUUGUCAGUGCCAAAGCUCUGUACCAGACUGCCCAGAAGGCGUUCCUCUCAUUCUCGAUGGGUGCCAGUGCUGUCAGGUGUGUGCGCGGCAGCAGGCUGAGGCCUGCAGUGAGCUGUUUCCGUGUGACAGUCAACGCGACCUGCAAUGUGACUAUAGCGCCAGCUUUCGUGGAGACCCAGGAGAGUGUGUCAGUCAGAUGGAGCUGGGCUGCGAACAUAAUGGAGUCUCUUACCAGGAAGGCCAGGUAUUUCAGCCCUCCUGUGCUCUUCAGUGUCGUUGUUCGGGUGGAGGGGUGACCUGUGUGCCCCGGUGCAGUGAGGAUGUUCUCCUGCCCACCCCAGACUGCCCUCAUCCUCGAAGGGUUCAACAACCAGGAAAAUGCUGUAAAGAGUGGGUGUGUGAAAAUAUGGACAACACAGUGCUUCAGGAUGCUCACAUAGGAAGAGACCAGACAUUGCCUGCAGACUCUGCAUACCAAACCAGACCUGGUUCAAACUGCAUAGACCAGAGCUCAGAGUGGAGUGCUUGCUCACACACCUGCGGGCCUGGAAUAUCCACACGGGUGUCCAAUCAAAACCCGGCCUGUCACCUGGAGAUGCAGAUGCGCUUGUGUAUGAUCCGACCCUGUCAGCCUGUUCUCCAGAGAAACCCACAGUGGUCAAGGAGGAAAUGCCAACCCACCUACAGGUCAGUGACCCCGGUACGGCUUUUCCACCAGGGCUGCUGUAGUACGCAGUUCUACAGGCCCCGUUAUUGUGGCUCAUGUAAAGACAACCGUUGUUGCACUCCUUACCACACUGGCACGGCACUGGUCACUUUCCGCUGCCCUGGAGGAAGACUGCUCAAUCAUGCUGUCAUGACCAUCAACUCCUGCAUCUGCCAUUACAACUGCCCCUAUUCAUCUGGAGGGGCAUAUAGAGGGACUCCCUUCUGGGGUUAG
Messenger RNA from Sinocyclocheilus anshuiensis, 1038 nucleotides. Its product is annotated as connective tissue growth factor-like. Gene Ontology annotation, cellular component: extracellular region; extracellular matrix. Bases 1 to 1038 code for a protein of 345 amino acids. The transcript is spliced from 5 exons. Gene Ontology annotation, molecular function: heparin binding; integrin binding. Gene Ontology annotation, biological process: signal transduction; positive regulation of cell differentiation; cell adhesion. Lineage: Eukaryota; Metazoa; Chordata; Actinopteri; Cypriniformes; Cyprinidae. The record is from RefSeq and is a predicted model, not a curated record.